This is a messenger RNA of Nicotiana tabacum (common tobacco), 414 nucleotides long. The record is from RefSeq and is a predicted model, not a curated record. NCBI's taxonomy places the organism in Eukaryota, Viridiplantae, Streptophyta, Magnoliopsida, Solanales, Solanaceae.
AUGAAAGAGGAGAUGCGUAAAUUGAAACAACAAAUGGCUGAAAUGCAUCAGGCCUGGUCUCAGGGGCAUCCGACACCAGUAUAUCCCGCCAAUCCAUCGUAUAUCCCGCCUUUGGUUCAAGUUCAGGAGCCUCCCACUGCCAAUUCAUCUCCAGCCUUCCCUUACUACAUACAGGGAUAUGGCACUACUUCCUAUGCUCCCCAACCUCCACCGCCCAAACAAAACCCUCCACCACCAAUUGCCCCUAUCUUUGUGGCACCUCCACCUGCCACACUGCAAAGAUCAUCCAAGGAGCCUUUGUUUCAAACCCACGAUGACCAAUAUUAUCCCCCUAAACCCACUUUUAAAGCUCCUGAGCCAUAUACCUAUACACCCCAUUUUUCAGAUCCCGAAAGAAGUUCAGAAACCGGCUAA